CAACGGGCUGGCAAACAAGAUGGCGGCGUCCAUGGGCGAGGUGGCCUCAGCCCUCCCUCUCCCGCAGCAGCAGGAGGAGGAGGAGGACGAGGAGGAGUCGGACCUGGAGCCGCCGCCCAUGGAGGAGCAUUUUGAUGGGGUGCUGAAUGACGAUAUCAUAGCUGAAGCCCUGUACAAGCUGGGGCGUUCAGCGCUUGGCACCGAAUAUGUUUACCUUAACCUGUCGCUUUCGGGCCGUAAUUUAAGCGACAUUAACAUUCUCUCCAAAUAUGUUCACUUAGAGAAGUUGGAACUUUCAUACAAUAAAAUUAAUGAUCUGUCUUGUGUCAGUCACAUGCCUUACUUACUGGAACUUGAUGCUUCCAAUAAUGAGCUGACUACAUACUUCAAUUUCAAACCGCCUAAGAGUCUCAAGGAGGUAGAUUUUUCAUACAAUCAAAUAUCUGCAAUGCGAGAUUUGUCUGCAUACCAGUCACUUACCAGACUCAUACUGGACCAUAAUAACAUAGAGAAGAUCAAAGGGCUAGAGAAAUGCCGAAGCUUGAUUCAUCUUAGCUUGGCACACAACAGGAUCACUACAAUCAAUGGUCUUAAAAACUUACCUAUCAAAACACUCUGCUUGAGAGCUAACCAGAUUGAGAAGAUAACUGGUUUGGAGGAACUGAGGGCUCUCCAGCGUUUGGAUUUAUCCAGUAAUAACAUCAGCAGCCUUGGAGGUUUGGAGGAGCACUAUCUACUAGAGGUGAUCAAUCUGGAAGAUAAUCAGAUUGCUGAUCUGGGUGAGCUUGAAUAUAUUGAAGAUCUACCUCUCCUUAGAGGCUUAAAUCUGUUAAACAACCCAGUGCAGCGCAACUUAAAUGUUUGCAGAUGUAAAAGAAGACCAGUGCAUCAUUUUUCAUAUUUCUAUCAGGAACACAAAGAAUAUUGGCUCUUGGUGAUUUUCAUGUUGCUCCGUUUAACAGAGCUGGAUAACAAGAAGAUUACAGUGGAAGAAAAGGUCGCUGCGGUGAAUAAGUAUGACCCUCCUCCAGAAGUGGUUGGUGCGAAAGAUCACAUGACCCACGUAAUGUACAGCCUGAUGCAGCCACAGAGGAUCUUUGACAGCACUUUGCCUAGUCUUGAUGCUCCCUACCCCAUGCUGAUAUUUGUUGGGCCCGUGGCCUGCGGGAAGCGGGAACUUACUCACAGAAUCUGCAGACAGUUCAACAAUUUCUUCAGAUACAGUCCCUGUCAUACCACGAGGGCGCCCUAUUUUGGAGAAGAAAACAGACUUGAUUUCUACUUCGUUUCUCAGGAAGCAUUUGAUAAAAUGGUGAACAUGGGGAAAUUUAUUGCAACCUAUAAAUAUAGUGGCUAUUACUAUGGCCUAGGAAGAGAGACUGUAGAAUCAAUUGCCAGAGAGGGACUUGCAAGUUGUGUUCAUUUGGAAAUAGAGGCUGUGCGAAGCUUGAAAAAUUCCUACUUUCAACCACGAUAUAUCCUGCUCGUACCAAUGAAUAAAGAGAGAUACGAGGGACAUCUGCGGAGGAAGGGGAUAUUCAGCCGGCCAGAGAUUGAGGAGGCCAUCACCAGAGUGGACAUGUAUAUCAAAAUAAAUCAGGAUUCUCCAGGAUAUUUUGAUGCAAUAAUUGACACGGAUGAUCUUGACGAGGCAUACACAAAACUGAGCCUCAUUAUAAAGGAGUAUCUAGGUUUGGAACAACCUUCGUUCUGUGAUGGCAAUCUGUACUUGGACAGCAAACCCAUAAGAGGUGCUAGAACACCGUCCACUGGAGAUCACCGAACACCAACUGGUGGAGAAACUACUAGACUAGCUCAUCCUUCUGCCCCAGGUGAAUUCUUGAGCUCCUCGGCCAGAAACUAUGCUGCUAGGAUCUCAGUUCACCUCUCCACACAGAAAACGCCAGUGGAAGAAGCUUCUCUGCAACGGCGACGUGAAGCAGCGCAUCGGGCUCUGAACGGAAAGGCUCCCAGCGCAUAUGCCCAGCUGUUUCAAAGUGAUCAUGCGAGUACCACAGCAGCAGCCAGUCCGCGCCAACAGUUGCUGGAGCCUCCAACACGCUCGUCUUUGUUCCCAGGUGGAAGUAACCUCACUCAAGACCGGAGCCUUCCUCCUGCUAGCCCAGACACCAGAACCAGUAAAAUCAAAAACCUUACCGGGUAAGAGGAUGACGUAAAUGUAAAUGACUGGGCACAACAAUCAAAGCACUCUCGUCUUCCCUGAGAUCAGGGCCAGCUAAUAAGUUGGACAGCAGUUAGGACAACUCUAUACAUGCUAAAAUAUCUGCAGUAAUGUAACAUUCAAGGACUUCUGCUGAAGCCUGAAUUGUUACAGAAAAGGAAUCACCUGUCUCCCUUCUAUUUUAUAGUCCUACAGACUGUUUUUAGCUCUAGCUAAAAACCUUAACUCAGGUUUAGGGGAUGUAUUUGGUACCCAUGUUGGUCUGAGAUGAACAGAAAUGCAAAAAUCUAGAACUCUUGAUUCAAAAUGAUGCCUUUUAUUAGACCAACUAGGAAAUCUCAAAAAAAAAAAAAAUCUUUUCUAUUUCCUACCUAUGGAGACUUUUUACCAUCUUUACUUUUCCCAGAGCCUGAUGAAGGCUGUUUGAGCCCAAAAGCUUAUAGAAAAAGAGAAUUUUUUUGUGAUUUGAUCUAAUAAAAGGUAACAUUUCUGAACCAAGAGUUCUAGAUUUUUGCAUUUCUUUAACUCAGGUUUAGUACCGUUAAUUCAGAUAUAGAAAUCAUUGACCAUUUAGUAUUAGAGCCACUGUCAAGAUGCUUAAAAAGACUUUUUAUUUUGUUUGACAAAUUUGAAUAAGAAAUGUGCAAUUAACUAUAAUGACUUACAGGACUAAUGAAACAAUAUUCAACUAUUUUGACCAUUUUUUGCCUAGCCUCUGGGUUUCUUAAACUUAAAAUAUAAAUUUGAAAAUGAGCGCACAAUCCAAUAAAGGUAUAUUUGUUUUUGCUUUGAUCUUAAACUGAAUCUUGCUAGUCCCCUAGCAUAUUACUAAAGCUUAUCGUUUCUCUUUAACUGGAGGAAAAAUAUGUGUUGUGUUAUAUAUAAUGAUGCAGCGCAUAAUCUGCAUUCCCCUUUUCAAAAUCCUAAAUCUGCCCAUGGAUGUACUGAUAUAAGUCCCAGUUUAGAGAGAGGUUAUGCUGGUAGGAGCUCAUCUGUCAGCAUAAUCCUAUAAGAAACAGCCUAUGCUGUCGAAUGCACUUUUCCACUGACAGAUUUGCAUCUGUGCUGCAGCUUUGUCAGAUGAUGAUGACGACAAUACAGAAAUUUUAUAGAUUGCGCCCCAGCUGACCUGACCAAACCAGCAACAUUUUUUGGAGUGAAACAUGACCUAUGACAGCGACCAGUUCUCUCUCUGAUGCAUUGCUUUCCAGCAUGCUGCAUUCACGUGCUUGGUAUAGAGAUCAACACCGGGUUCAUUUCAACCUGAUUAUUUUAUUUUUAGUCUCUGUUCUCUGAGCUGCAUGUCUGAGAACAUAAAUACAAGCAUAUGACCCUUCAGAAGCUAGUAUUUGCUUUGGCAUUGAUGUUUAAAAAAAAAUCCAAGCUGCUCUUUGUUCUGAGUCUGUAUUUAUCACUCCCGGUAUCAGAGAAUCAUAGAGAAGUCGGGCUGGAAGGGACCUCUGGAGGUCAUCUUGUCCAACCCCCUGCUCAAGGCAGGACCAUCCCCAACUAGCUCCCUAUCCAAAUCAUUCAAGUCCUUAUUUAACCUAAAAGUAAUUGUUCUACCUUAAAGCAAUUUCUUAGCCCUGCUGCAAUUUCAUCUAGUAGGUAUUAUGAGACAUGGAAACGAGAGUAUAGUUAGGGUUAAUCGGACUGCUUUGUAGUGCAGUAUGUGGUGUUGUGAACAUCCCUAGAUCCAGUUGAAUGCAGUGGAAGAUGUGUGCACGCAGCACUUCUCAGGGUCUCAGCCUCCUCCCGUUGAAGAAUCAGGCCCUUGGUGAAAAGAUCGUUUCCUGAUCUUUCUGGCGUGUACUUCUCUCCUUCUUUCUUCUGAUUUUCAUUUUAAUUUUUAAAAGCUCUGCUAAAUCAUAAUAGAUUGUUCCCAAAAAUUCAGCUGUUACAGCUGCCAGGUUCUACACACCUAGACACUGAGGCAACCUGCUUGCUUUGGCACAGUCCUUCAUCCAUAUUUUCCACAAUAGAAACAAAUGCAAUAGUGGAUGUUGUGCCUUGAACACUUAUCCUGCUGACCAGACUCCCUCUUCUUGCUCCUUUUCUGGCCCUGUGCCUCUCACAGUCCAUUCUCUAGACCAGAGCUUUGGUGGUCAGAGCACUCUCCUAGGCAGUGGGAGAUGUGGGUGUGAAACCCCUUAGGCUGAGGAGGAGAUUGAAGUGAGUUCUCUAAUUCUCUGGGUGAGGGCCCUAACUUCUAGGCUAUUAUCUAAAUGGUGGGGUGGUAUUACUACCAUUUAAAAGAGUGGUCGUAAUUUCUUUCCAAGAAUGCAGGGAAGCACCUUCCUUGGUAGCCAGUGGGGUCCCCCCGGGUUCAGUACUUGGACCAGUGCUUUUCAACAUCUUCGUUGAUGACCUGGAUGUGGGGGUGAAAAGCACACUGGCAAAGUUCGCCGAUGACAUUAAGCUGCGGGGAAGUGCGGGCACGCAUCAGAGCAGGCUGAUGAUCCAGGCGGACCUAGACACAUUAGUGAGAUGGAUGGACCAGAACCAGAUGCCAUCCAAUACUGAGAAGUGCAAAGCGCUCCAUCUGGGGAGGAAAAAUCAGCAACAAAUUUACAGGCUCGGUGGUGCUAUGCUAGCUAGCACCACAUCCGAAAGGGGGUCAUAAUUGACCAUAAAAUGAAUACAAGCCACCAGUGUGAUGCUUCAGUUAGCAGAGCAAACAACGUGCUGGCAUGCAUCAACCGAUGCAUCUCAAAUAAAACUAAGGAAGUGAUUCUCCUGCUCCAUUCAGCAUUAGCGAGGUCACAGCUGGAGUCCUGCAUCCAGUUUUGGGCACCACACUUCGAGAAGGAUGUGGAGAAGCUGGAGAGAGUCCAGAGAAGAGCCAGUCAUAUGAUUAGAGGCCUGGACAGCAAGUCAGAUGAGGAAAGGCUGACAGAUAUGGGACUGUUCAUCCUAGAAAAGAGAAGACUUUGGGCGAUUUGGUGGCUGCUUACAAAUAUAUUGGGGGGAGCAUCAGGGGCGAGGCAAACAACUAUUCACCAAAGCACCCCAGGGGAAAACCAGGAGCAACCGUCAUAAACUCCUAGAAGAAGGUUUCAGACUGGAUAAAAGGAAAAACUUCAUGGUUUGUGGACCAGACUCUGGAAUAGACUCCCAGCAGGGUGGUGCAAGCACCUACCUGGAGAUCUUCAAGAGGAGACUGGAUGCACACCUUGCUGGGGUUAUUUGACCCCAGCGGUCUUUCCUGCCCAGAGCAGGGGGCUGGACCCGAUGAACUCACGAGGGCCCUUCCAGCCCUAAAUGUGUGUGAAUCUGCGGUAGUCUGAGUCCAGAGAGGGGCUUGGCAUGAUUGGCUUCUUUGGAUCAUCUUUCUGAUGCACCUCUCUUCCCUCGUACCCUGGAUAGGGAGCCUGGCAUCUGACUCGGAUUUGGAUUCCACUUUGGGAACUGGGAACCUCAAAGCUGGGUGUUGUGGCACAUGAGUCAUCCUUGAUGUGGCCCUAAAUGACUUGCUCAGGGUAACAUGAGAAAUUGUUGGGUACUGAAACCACAUCUUCUGACUCUCGGUUCAGCCACAAAAGCAUCCUCUUUUUCUUAUCUAGAUGUCUCUAGAUAAUGUUGAAGUCUCAUGAACUUGGCAGGUGACCUUUUGAACAACUGGAUCUCGAUAAUAUUCUUAAGCUCUCCAUUUUAGUCCAAAAUCACCAACAGACAACUUGGUGUGUGAUGUUGAAUGUGGAACCGGAAAACACAACUUCUGAUUUCUCAUUCUAGCUCUGAAGCGGAUUGACUAUGCGACGUGAAUCUCUCCUCUGUAUUUUUUCCUGUCUGUGAUUGAUUGAUUAAGUGAAUUAAAAAUUGAAGUGGAGGGAGGAGUGCUUGUUUACUAACCCUGAAGGAGGGUUGAAGAGAUUGUAAUGUGUGAGAAAGUAAAGCGCUGUGUAACCGGGAAGCAGUCUGAUGGAUUGCAGGCUCCUGAUGGAUUAAUGUCACUUCAGACACAUCAGUAAUACUGUCAUGUUCACUGCAAAUGGCCUUUAUUGCCUUUAAAGAAUACAUAUUUUUCU
This is a messenger RNA of Alligator mississippiensis (American alligator), 6210 nucleotides long. RefSeq names its product leucine rich repeats and guanylate kinase domain containing (gene LRGUK). NCBI's taxonomy places the organism in Eukaryota, Metazoa, Chordata, Crocodylia, Alligatoridae. The transcript is spliced from 19 exons. Gene Ontology annotation, molecular function: protein binding; GMP kinase activity. The record is from RefSeq and is a predicted model, not a curated record. The coding region runs from base 20 to 2164 and encodes 714 amino acids. Gene Ontology annotation, cellular component: cytosol.